Messenger RNA from Penicillium riverlandense, 969 nucleotides. RefSeq lists its product as uncharacterized. Bases 1 to 969 code for a protein of 322 amino acids. NCBI's taxonomy places the organism in Eukaryota, Fungi, Ascomycota, Eurotiomycetes, Eurotiales, Aspergillaceae. Gene Ontology annotation, molecular function: phosphatase activity. The record is from RefSeq and is a predicted model, not a curated record. The transcript has 4 exons.
AUGGCUAUCUCCAACACCAAUACCGCUAACUCAAAGCGAAAUAUCAUCAUUUUCUCCGAAAAAAAGGUACUAACAGAGAAAACCCCAGACUUCGAUGGCACAAUCUUCAAACAAGACACGGGCCACAUCCUCUUCGAUACACACGGCUGCGGCGCCGAGGCGCGCAACAAACUCGAUGCGCAGAUCAAGUCCGGCGAGCGGUCCUUCAGGGAGGUCUCCGAGGAGAUGUGGGGGUCGCUGCAUAUCCCCUUCGAUGACGGGUUCAAGGUGAUGGAGAAGACGCUCGAGAUUGAUCCUGGCUUCCGGGAGUUCCAUCAGUAUUGCGUGGAAAACGGCUUUCCAUUCCAUGUUAUCAGUGCUGGCUUGAAGCCUGUGCUGAGACGGGUAUUGGAUACCUUUUUGGGUGCAGAUAGUUCCGCCGCAAUCGACAUCGUCGCCAACGAUGCAGUCAUCAACCCCGACGGCUCACAAUGGAAACCCAUCUGGCGACACGACACCGAGCUAGGCCACGACAAGGCGCUCAGCGUAAACGAAGCCCGGGCCGAGGCUGAAGCAGCCUGUUCUGCCGGCGAAAUCCCACUGAUCGUAUUCAUCGGCGACGGCGUGUCCGAUCUCGCCGCCGCGCGCGAAGCAGAUGUCCUCUUUGCACGCCGUGGUCUGCGGCUUGAGGAGUACUGUCGCGAGCACGACAUUGAGUAUACGCCGUUCGAUACCUUCUCUGAUAUCAAGUCCGAGAUUCAGGCGAUUAGUGCCGAGGAUCAGAGUAAGACAGGUGGAAGCGGGCUGCCGGUUAGGUUUAACCCACGGGCUAAUCUGUGGAGACGGAUUUCCAGUAAGGAAGCGGUUCCUACGCUUAUGGCUGCUGCGACGCCUUCUAGGGAGGAGAAGAUGUUCCUCUGGCCCGAGACAUUCUCGGAUUAUAAACCGCAGACUAUUCAGGAGGGCGAUGAAACAUCUAUUGCUGCUUGA